Fragaria vesca subsp. vesca is the source of this 2616-nucleotide messenger RNA. Its product is annotated as putative potassium transporter 12-like. Gene Ontology annotation, biological process: potassium ion transmembrane transport. The record is from RefSeq and is a predicted model, not a curated record. Lineage: Eukaryota; Viridiplantae; Streptophyta; Magnoliopsida; Rosales; Rosaceae. The transcript is spliced from 9 exons. Gene Ontology annotation, molecular function: potassium ion transmembrane transporter activity. Gene Ontology annotation, cellular component: membrane. Bases 1 to 2499 code for a protein of 832 amino acids.
AUGGAGGAGAGAGAUGAGAUUGAAGAAGGGAGUGAGAGAGUGGUGUCGAGAAGUGGGAGUGAUUUGAGGUGGGUUGAUGGGAGUGAAGUGGAGACUGAGAUUGUGCCUAAUUCUGAUAGUGGAGGCAGAGAAGAAGGAGGUUAUCUUAGGAGGAGGCUUGUGAAAAAGCCCAAGAGAGCUGAUUCCUUUGAUGUUGAAGCUAUGGAGAUUGCUGGUACUGAUGCCCACCGCUUCAAGGAUUCUUCUAUCUGGGGCACUCUUGCUUUAGCUUUCCAAACACUCGGUGUUGUCUAUGGUGACAUGGGCACCAGCCCUUUAUAUGUCUUCACUGAUGUGUUCGGCAGGGUGAACAUUGAUUCGGAUGUUGAUAUCUUGGGGGCUUUAUCACUAGUGAUGUACACAAUUGCCAUCAUACCAUUAGCAAAAUAUGUUUUUGUAGUUCUCAAAGCCAAUGACAAUGGAGAAGGAGGAACAUUUGCAUUGUACUCACUAAUAUGCAGAUAUGCAAAGGUUAAUAUGUUGCCAAAUCAACAGCCAGCUGAUGAACAUAUCUCAAGCUUUAGACUAAAAUUACCCACUCCAGAAUUGAAAAGGGCUUUGCGUAUAAAAGAGACUUUAGAAAAGAGAUCAGCCUCAAAAACUCUCCUCUUGUUGUUCGUUCUGAUGGGGACUUCAAUGAUUAUAGGAGAUGGUAUCUUAACACCCGCAAUAUCAGUGAUGUCUGCUGUGAGUGGUCUGCAGGGUGAAGUUCCCGGAUUUGGCACAAAUGCUGUGGUUGUUGUUUCAAUCCUAAUCCUCAUAGUAUUGUUCGGCAUACAGCAGUUCGGGACUAGUAAAGUGGGUUUCAUGUUUUCUCCAAUCCUUGCUUUGUGGUUUCUCUCUCUGGGAUCUAUUGGACUUUACAAUGUACUAAAGCAUGAUAUUACUGUCCUGAGGGCAUUCAAUCCUAUUUAUAUAUAUCUUUUCUUCAAGAAGCACGAUGAAGAAGCGUGGUAUGCUCUUGGUGGUUGUGUUCUGUGCAUAACAGGAGCUGAAGUUAUGUUUGCUGAUCUAGGACAUUUCUCUGUACGAGCCAUACAGAUUGCCUUCUCUUUUGUGGUGUUCCCAUGCCUUCUCUUUGCUUACAUGGGUCAAGCUGCUUAUCUUAUGAGAUUCCCUCAUUCUGCUCCUAGAAUAUUCUAUGAUUCUGUGCCAGAUAGUCUUUUCUGGCCAGUCAUUGUCAUAGCCACCCUUGCAGCUUUGAUUGCCAGCCAAGCAAUGAUAUCUGCUACAUUUUCAUGUGUUAAGCAAUCUAUGGCUCUUGGAUGCUUCCCAAGGCUGAAGAUAGUUCACACCUCAAGGAGGAUGAUGGGCCAAAUUUACAUCCCUGUGAUCAAUUGGUUUUUGAUGGUCAUGUGCAUAGUUGUAGUGGCCAUCUUUCAAAGCACCACAGAGAUUGCCAAUGCAUAUGGGAUAGCUGAGGUUGGUGUCAUGAUAGUUACCACUAGCUUGGUGACACUCGUUAUGCUUCUCAUCUGGCAAACCAACUUGUUUGUGGCUUUGUUAUUCCCCCUUGUAUUUGGUUCAGUAGAGCUCAUCUACAUGUCUGCUGUUUUAUCGAAGUUCUAUCAGGGUGGUUGGCUGCCACUUGUUUUUGCUUCUUUCUUCCUCUGUGUGAUGUACAUUUGGAACUAUGGGAGUAUGUUGAAGUACAGAAGUGAAGUCAGGGAGAAGAUAUCCAUGGACUUCAUGACUGAGCUUGGCUCCACCCUUGGGACCGUGAGAGUCCCUGGAAUUGGAAUGCUGUACAGUGAGCUUGUCCAAGGCAUCCCAUCCAUUCUUGGGCAAUUCCUUCUCAACUUACCAGCUAUCCACUCCGUUAUAGUUGUCGUUUGCAUCAAGUAUGUCCCGGUGCCUGUGGUUCCUCAGGAAGAGAGGUUUCUGUUCCGAAGACUUUGCCCAAAAGACUAUCAUAUGUUCCGUUGUAUUGCUCGGUAUGGUUACACUGAUAUUCGGAAGGAAGAUCACCAUUCAUUUGAGCAACUUCUUGUCGAAAGCCUGGAGAUGUUUUUGAGGAGGGAGGCUCAAGAUAUUGCAUUGGAGAACAACUGGAAUGAAUCAGACAGUGACAGCGUUUCAGUUGGGUAUCCAGAAGGCGAUGGAAUCGAGGAUCUUAAGUUCCCAUUGAUGCGUGAUUCAAGGCUCCAAGAGGUAGGAUCUUCUACUUCUGCCUCAGAAGAAAAUGGUAUUAGUGCAGCAUUGCCGUCUAGUAUGAUGUCAUCAGAUGAAGACCCUAGUCUGGAGUACGAGCUCUCAGCUCUGCGAGAAGCAACUGAUUCAGGAUUUACUUAUUUGCUUGCACAUUCAGAUGUGAGGGCAAAGAAGAACUCAUUCUUCUUGAAGAAGCUAGUCAUAAACUACUUCUACGGAUUCUUGAGGAGGAACUGUAGAGCUGGUGCUGCAAAUUACACUGUACCACACAUGAACAUCAUUGAAGUGGGAAUGACUUACAUGGUGUGAUUUCUAGGUUACCUAGAGAGAGAAUUGUCCCAGGUUCUUUAUUUUUUGCUACAAGAACCUCUCUAUGUGAGACACUGAAAAAUAAUCUUUACAGGUAAUAAAAUCGGCUGAUUUUUG